Messenger RNA from Lepus europaeus (European hare), 558 nucleotides. RefSeq names its product endogenous retrovirus group K member 6 Pro protein-like. Lineage: Eukaryota; Metazoa; Chordata; Mammalia; Lagomorpha; Leporidae. Bases 1 to 558 code for a protein of 185 amino acids. Gene Ontology annotation, molecular function: aspartic-type endopeptidase activity. The record is from RefSeq and is a predicted model, not a curated record. Gene Ontology annotation, biological process: proteolysis. The transcript is spliced from 2 exons.
AUGUUGCGGAGUGAAGAUGGCACAAGGCCCCAAGGCGUUACCCCUUUGGGCUCCUCAGAUGUUUAUUGGGUCCAGCCAAUUACAAAAAAUAGGCCUGUGUUAACCCUUACUAUUGAAGGAAAGGAUUUCAAGGGCAUUUUGGAUACAGGGACGGAUGCCACAGUCAUAUCUCAAGAUCAUUGGCCCGCCCAUUGGACGCUGACCGCAUCUCUCACCAAUUUGCAAGGUAUAGGCCAGUCCAACAACCCCCAAGUCAGCUCAAGGGUAUUACACUGGAAAGAUAAGGAAGGCAAUCAGGACACUGUGACUCCUUUUGUAUUACCAGGCCUCCCUGUUAACCUGUGGGGAUGUGACAUUCUCUCCCAAAUGGAAGUUAUCCUUUGCAGCCCUAGUGCUGUGGUCACACAACAAAUGCUGCGCAUGCCUGGCACAGGACUUGGAAAAAUGAGACAGGGCAUAACUCAACCUAUUACAGCCCCUCUAAAACAGAUAGACAUGGGCUCAGAUAUUUGGAUUUUUAGUAAUGGCCACUGGCCUUCCUGUACCCAAAGCAGAUAA